This is a messenger RNA of Funneliformis mosseae, 1638 nucleotides long. The record is from the annotation of a GenBank genome assembly. Lineage: Eukaryota; Fungi; Glomeromycota; Glomeromycetes; Glomerales; Glomeraceae.
AUGGGGAAAACCAUUGUUAUUGUAACCUUAUUCCUAAUCUUGUCUAUCCAAUUCCAAACAGCCUUUCCAAAGGACAAUGACCAAAUUAAAAAAAUAUAUCCGUCAAUGAAUGAUUCGAUUCCUAUCGGCACAAAUACAAUGAAUAUGACCUUUUCCCGUGCUGUUGAGUCAACAGUUCCCGUUAAUAUAUCGAUAUAUCUAAAACAUGAUGACACAAACCUUUUACGGCAAAUAUUUUUAUGCUCCAAACAAAAUUGCGUGAUUGGUGACGAUGAUGAUUCGCUUACCAUUGUUUUACUUGAUAUAACCUUUAAUGUACCAAAUGCCACCUAUUAUGUCGAAAUUGAUGAUGACUUUCUAAAGUAUAAGGAUGAGAGUGAAAUGAUUACUGGUAUAAAGCUAGGCAAUUGGAUAAUCAAAACGACAGGAGAAUACAACAAAACUAAUGAUGAUUCUGAGAUAAUAUAUGGAGUCAUACGAUUAAACAUUGAAGGCACACAAUAUUAUAAGAAUUUAAAAGAUGAUACAGAUGAUACAACAUAUUUUGACGGAAUGAUAAAACAAAUUUCGGAAAGCAUUCCAGUAGAUCUUUUACGAUUACAUUAUUCGCGACAUUAUCUUGAAUUUGAUAAUGAAGAAUUACUUUAUAUGAUAUUUAGGAUUAAUCCUCCCAUAGUAGGUGGAUUUAAUAAUAAAAGUACCAAAGAUGUUUUUGAUGAUUUUUACAAAUUAUUAAAAAUCAAUAGUGAAAUUAAAACAUACUUGGACCUUAAAAAUCACACAAAAUAUAUAGAUAAAAUCUUCGGACUUCGUAAAGCAUCUAAUUUAUGGGAAGAAAUUAAAAUCAAAUUAUUAUACCUAAAAGACGAUAAAGUAUUUUUAUCAGUUUUCAUAUUUAGUUUAGUUUUGUUAGUUAUUCUAACACUUGGAGGUUAUUAUUUAAAUAAGGAUGCAAAUAAUUUGAUAAUAUUUCAAGCUGCUUUUACUUUAUUUGAUAUUGCCAAUGAUAUUAUAUUUCUUUUUAAACUUAAGAAUAAUUUGCAUGAUUUGUUAAUCCCAAGUAUUAUUUUCACAAUUGUCCCAUUUCUGGUGAAUUUGGUCUUGGCAAUUUAUAUAUUGAAGCAUGAGAAUAAUUACAAUAUUAAAUUCAAAAAUUGGUUUGAUAAAAAUUUAAAAUUAGCUUCAGCAAUUGUGGUUUUUUGUGUAGGAGAUGUUGGACUACUUCAUUUACUGGAUUCAAAGUUUGCUAACCUUGAAAUAUUUGAAGCUCCAUUUCAAAAUGAACAUUUGAUAUUUCGAGGUUUACUUUUAAACGUAAUUAUUGAAGACAUAUCUCAAUUAGUAAUACAGAUAUUAUAUGCUAUAGCAAUAACAACAACAGAAUAUAGCGACAUUGCUUUGCUCACUUUAAUUACAAGUUUUGUAAUGGUUUUCAUAAAUGUAGUUUGUUUUGCUUUUGGCAUUAUUUUAAAGAAACACAAAAAAAGACGUGAAGCAAAUAAUAUAGAUUCUAUAACACUAAAUGAAGCAAGAUAUCCAACACAUAUGGACCCUUUACAUGAAACAGCAAGAUAUCCAAUAACCUCGCAACCUUCUCUUAUUACUUACCAUGAAAUUCAAGAAAAUCGAUCACCUUCU